Molecule: messenger RNA, 1098 nt
Organism: Symbiodinium pilosum
Lineage: Eukaryota; Dinophyceae; Suessiales; Symbiodiniaceae
Source: the annotation of a GenBank genome assembly
AUGUCGGAGCAGAACAAAUCGCUCCUGGAGGCAGCUUCGAUGCUGAAUUUGGAAGCGAUCCAGAAGCUUCUAUCAUCAGGAGCAGAUGCUGCCUACAUUGAUGACCCGGAUGGCGUUUGGGGUUCCAAGUCCAAGAAGGGUCCCUUACAUGUGGCUUUGCGAGCGCGCCCGUUCAAGUCAGACGAGGCCGCCUCUUCGUAUCAAGAGCAGCUGAACCACUGGAAGGCUGUCGUACGCACGUUGAUAGACGCAAAGGCCAAUGUUAAUGUCCAGAGCGAGGAAUAUGACUGGCGAGGUUGUGGUCACACUUGCAGCGCUUUUGACUUGGCUAUUCCUUAUGCGAUCCAGGACAGCCAUUUCUUAGAGCUCUUUUUGAAUGCUGGAGCAGAUCCAAACACCCGCAGCAUCCACGACGUGCAUUCCAUGCGCACCGACGGCAGAAGUGAUGUUCCGACCUUGCACACAGCGGUAGAUGGAGGCAAUCUCCAGGCUGUGAGGGCUUUGUUGGACCGCGGAGCGAAUGCAGAUGCCUGGUCUCUGGAGCAGUUUUUCAACGAACGAGGCUUCAACCGACAUACAGAAGAAACAGCGCUACACCGUGCCUGCAGCAGCAGCGCUUGUGCGGAGAUGUGCGCAGCUUUGCUGGCCUGUGGUGCCAACGUGAACGCUGUGCGAAAGAAGCUUGAUCUUGAGAACUCUGGAGUGCAAUCUCAAUCAGAUGAUCCACGAUCAGCGGGCUUCGUGUCAUCUGUGAUUUGCGUGCCCAUAGAGGAGACAGCCCUUCAUAUUGCGCUUCUUGAACGAAAAGCAGAGCUGGUGACCAUGCUUGUUUGUGCUGGAGCAGACUCCAGCUUAGGACGGAAACGGGGAGCCUCGACUAUGAGUUGUGAGGAACUGUGCCAGGGGCGGGAAGAUCUCAAGAAGGCCUUAGGCGCGCAGUGGACUCCAGAGACUCACAAACACUUCCCGGCCAACGUCCGUGCCACGGUGAAAACGGCAUUCAUGAUUGCACAGCGGCAGAAGUGGCCGAAGAUUGUGCUGUUCAAGGUCUGCGCAAUGUUUGCCGGACCAUCGAAGCCGGCACUUGCCCUUGCUUAG